GAGCAGAAGAGCGUGAAGGAGGGUCUGCUCCUGAAACAGACGAGCUCCUUCCAGAGAUGGAAGCGGAGGUACUUCAAGCUGAGGGGAAGAACCCUCUACUAUGCCAAAGACGCCAAGUCCCUCAUAUUCGAUGAGGUGGACCUAUCAGAUGCCAGCGUGGCCGAGACAAGCACCAAGAAUGUCAACAACAGUUUCACGGUGAUCACUCCAUUCAGGAAGUUGAUGCUGUGUGCUGAGAACCGCAAGGAUAUGGAGGACUGGAUCAGCGCACUCAAGUCAGUGCAGAAAUGGGAAACCUGUGAGGCCAGUCAGUUUAACAUGGAGCACUUCUCUGGGAUGCAUAACUGGUACGCCUGCUCCCACGCGAGGCCCACCUUCUGCAACGUCUGCAGGGACGCCCUGCCCGGAGUCACCUCCCAUGGCCUCUCCUGCGAAGUGUGCAAGUUCAAAGCCCAUAAGCGGUGUGCAGUCAGGUCCACCAACAACUGCAAAUGGACCACGCUGGCUUCCAUAGGAAAUGACAUCAUCGAGGAUGAGGAUGGGGUGUCGAUGCCUCACCAGUGGCUGGAGGGCAACCUGCCGGUGAGCGCCAAGUGUGUGGUGUGCGAUCGCAACUGCGGCAGCGUGAGGAGACUGCAGGACUGGAGGUGCCUGUGGUGCAAAGCCAUCGUCCACAACAGCUGUAAGGAGUUGCUGGGGAAGCAGUGUCCUCUGGGCCAGUGCAGAGUGUCCAUCCUCCCGCCCACAGGACUCAACAGCAUCGACUCCGACGGGUUCUGGAAAGCUCCAGCCUUACAGGGCUCCAGUCCUCUGCUGGUCCUCUGCAACUCCAAGAGCGGGGACAACCAGGGGGUCAAGUUCCUACGCAAGUUCAGGCAGCUGCUCAACCCGGCGCAGGUCUUCGACCUGAUGAACGGGGGACCUCAGCUUGGGUUGCGUGUGUUCCAGAAGUUUGUGUCGUUCCGAGUUCUAGUGUGCGGAGGAGACGGGAGCGUGGGAUGGGUCCUUUCAGAGCUGGACAAGCUAGGACUUCAUAAACAGUGCCAGUUGGGGGUACUUCCUCUAGGGACAGGAAAUGACUUGGCUCGUGUGCUGGGCUGGGGCGGCCUAUGUGACGACGACGCCCAGCUGAUGCAGAUUCUGGAGAAACUGGAGAGGGCCACCACCAAAAUGCUGGACAGGUGGAGUAUCAUGACAUAUGAGAUUCCUACUAAGAGUGCUCCAGCCAUAGUGAAGGAGGAUGAGCCCCAGGAGAAUGCAUUACAGGUGCAGAUGACUCAGUAUGCGGACUCUGUGGUGUCCCACCUCACCAAGAUCCUGGACUCAGACAAGCACAGUGAUGUCAUUUCCUCUGCCAAAUUCCUAUGUGGUACGGUGAAUGAGUUUGUGGCUGAGGUGGGGAAGGCUUACGAGAGAGCUGCGGAGAAUAGAGAAGAGGCGGACGCCAUGGCUAAGAAGUGUGCGAUGUUGAAUGAGAAGCUGGACUCCCUGGUCAAGGCCCUCAGCGAGGAGGCCGACGCCCAGCUGGUGCCCACGGGUUCCGUAUCGCCGCAUUCCGAGGACGGCGAGAACGAAAAAGACAGCAACGACACGGAUGGUGGCGGCGGCGGCGGCGGCAUCGGCGGGGAUAACGGGGGUGGAGACCAGUCGUCAUCGGGCGAGUCGCCUGGGGAGGAGGGGCCAGGGGUGCCGAGGGCCUUCAGGAGCCGCGAGCAGCUGAUGCUGAGGGCCAACAGCCUGAAGAAGGCACUCCGGCAGAUCAUACAGCAGGCCGAGAAAGUGGUGGAUGAGCAGAAUCGUCACACUCAGGUGCAGCGCAUGUCCUCUACCUCCUCCAUCAAGCGGCAGGGCAGUGACGAGCUCAAGGACGCCGACAUGCGUCAGGGUUCCAUGAGUCCCCCCCUCACCUCUCCCAUCACCCUGGAGAAGUCCGAGAGCUUCAGCGCCGUGUCAUUCUCAGAGGACUCUGUACUCUGCACUGAGAAGUGCGUGAUGAACAACUAUUUUGGCAUCGGGCUGGAUGCCAAGAUCUCGCUGGAGUUCAACAACAAGAGAGACGAGCACCCCAAGAAGUGCAGCAGUCGCACUAAGAACAUGAUGUGGUACGGCGUGCUGGGCACCAAGGAGCUGGUGCAGAAGACCUACAAGAACCUGGAACAGCGAGUGCAGCUCGAGUGUGAUGGAGUGCCCAUGUCGCUCCCCAGUCUGCAGGGCCUGGCCGUCUUAAACAUCCCCAGCUAUGCAGGAGGCAUCAACUUCUGGGGAGGCACCAAAGAGGACAAUAAUUUCGGCGCUCCGUCGUUUGACGAUAAGAAGCUGGAGGUGGUGGCCGUGUUUGGAAGCAUGCAGAUGGCCGUGUCACGCGUCAUCAACCUGCAGCACCAUCGCAUCGCACAG
This is a messenger RNA of Engraulis encrasicolus (European anchovy), 2397 nucleotides long. RefSeq names its product diacylglycerol kinase eta-like. The record is from RefSeq and is a predicted model, not a curated record. The transcript is spliced from 20 exons. The annotation marks the transcript as partial. Lineage: Eukaryota; Metazoa; Chordata; Actinopteri; Clupeiformes; Engraulidae. Gene Ontology annotation, molecular function: ATP-dependent diacylglycerol kinase activity. Gene Ontology annotation, biological process: diacylglycerol metabolic process; intracellular signal transduction; lipid phosphorylation.